ACAUUAAAGGGGAGGGGAAAAAAGAAGUACUACUCAGGCCAUGUAGAAAAGAGGCAGACACAAAUUGGAUGUCAUAGAUGACACUGCAUGUAUUCACACAUUUUAUAUGUCAGAUGCUUUCAAGAGUAUUAUUUCCCUUAAUCCUCCAUGAGAAUAUUAUAGUUAAGGACAGUAAAUCUCUACUUUUUAUUUUAUUUUUGUAACCAUUUAUUUCAGCCAGACUGAGGACAUUGUCGGGAAGCAAAAUCUCAAAUGCUUCCAAUAAAUCUCUGUCUUAGAAAUUGAGGAAACUGAGGUUCAGAGAAACAAAAUCACCUGUUCAUAGUUUCACAGCCAGUAAGUGGCAACUCUUUUGAUAGCAAGUCCAAGGUUCUUUUCACCCUACCUCCCUCUUCAGAUCAGGCGCCAGAAGGAAUCUUAGGAUGAAAAUAUACUGAGUUAUAACAGUAACUGGGAGGGAUUGAUUGUGUUUGUUUUAUGGGAACAGGUUCUGUCAGCUUCUCUGUAGUCAAGGUUAGCAUGUGAGACCAGAAGAGCAGCUUUGAAAGAGAAGCAGAAUUCUUUGACAGUUUUGCUGAGGAAGAAGUCUGAAGGAAUAGGCCUGAUGAUGUGAGAAAAACCCAGGAAUCUUUCUGGAUGAGAGGAAUUUGCAGACAAAGGACAGAGGGAAAGAGACUAGAUUUCCAAAAGGGUUCCUAAGGUAACACGAGCAGCUUUGGUUAUCCAGCAGCCUCCCAGUGACUAUAGGUAAAGACUCCGCUGUGCCUUUUUAAAAGCGUAGGGGGAAUAGGAUCAGGGUGUUGGCUGUUUUCUUUUUAAAGCCAUAGCCCCAUUAAAUGCAGAUCAAGGCAAGCACAUGGCUGCUGCCUUCCUCCUUUGGUUCUGAGUACAACCUCCUGAGCUCUGAGCCACCACCAACCUGUUUCCUAGAAGCCCAUUACUCACUCUUUCAGUAGCAGCAUACUAAACUGCUGUGUCUUGUUUGUGCUUGUUCAGGAGAACAGAUGAGGUGGACGUGUGGGAGGUGGGGGAUGUACUGUUCUCUUUCUGAGUUUGUGUGGAAUUUCCAGGGCCAGGCUCCCCUCUCACAUCAGCCAGAGUGAUGCAGCUUGCUUCCCUCUGGCUGCCAUUCCCAACUUUCCAGAGGCUGAGGUGCAUGAUUUCAGAUAUCAAAAGGGAAUAAAAUUUGACUUUGAAGGUAGGGGAAAUCCCCUCCAAACUAGACAUUCAAACUCAUGCACCAGUUCCAAGGUGCAUAGUAAUCACUGGUAUUAUAAACAGGUAAUUCUACCCUUGUGAAGAAGGAGGAUACUUAAACAAUGAAAGCCAGACGUCAGAGGGCUUUGAGGUUUAUAGUGAAGCAGGUAAAUAUGCCUAGACUCGAAGGCUCAAGUGGGACUAGUUUUUAGUGCUACCUACGCCUCACCAGCACAUGACUCAUGCAAAAUGCAGCCACCUUUGUGCAGAUCUUUCUAGGCAAAUCUCCACUCCUGAUGGGGAAAUGUUUAUCAUAUUACAUUGCGAUGUUUCUUCAACAAGUGGAAUGGUUCCUGAACAGGUCAUAGCUCAUGUUAAAGAUGAGCAAAGCUCUGUAGGGCACGAACCCGCUGAUCCCAUCAUCUUGGUCAAGGCCAGUCUAUUGGAUGAAUGGUCACUGUAAGCAGCAGGUGCUAAUGAGCUGAGCAAGCAUUCUGUGGCUCACAGCUAGGUUGUAUGGUCGGAGACCUCUCCAGAUUCUCAUGGACAAUCUCGAUACCCUCCUUGCUCCCUUCAUGUAAAAAAGUUUCAUGACCAUAUUUUGGCAUGACUUCUUCAAACGAAAUCCCUGUUGUAGCAAGUUGCAUUGCAGUUGGUAAUCUCUGAUGAGCCUGUGAAUGUGAAUGUAGGUCUGUUUUCCCCCCUUUUGAGAGUCAGUUUGGUAACUCCUAUCCUUUCCUUAGGAGUUGGUGUCAGGAAAGAAGUAGUGUCACCUUGCUCCAGCCUCCCCGCUACCCACUUCCUGCCCCUUCUACUCAACAAAAGAAAGGAUCAGACUUGAAGAUAAUGGCUCCACACUUUGGAAGUGAAGAGAUUGUUUUCUGAAGGCUGCGUUGGAGGCUGUGACAGAGCAGAGCCCGUGUGGAGCCGAUGGGAAGGCUUUCUGAGUAACAUGGCCCUUCGCCAUUAGCCUUGCCAUGACCACAUUUUUCACCAGCGUCCCCCCCUGGAUUCAAGAUGCAAAGCAGGAGGAGGAAGUGGGCUGGAAACUAGUUCCCAGGCCUCGGGGCCGAGAGGCGGAGAGUCAAGUGAAGUGCCAAUGUGAAAUCUCGGGGACACCCUUCUCAAAUGGGGAGAAGCUGAGGCCUCACAGCCUCCCCCAUCCAGAGCAGAGACCAUAUAGCUGCCCUCAGCUGCACUGUGGCAAGGCUUUUGCCUCCAAGUAUAAGCUGUAUAGGCACAUGGCCACCCACUCAGCCCAAAAACCACACCAGUGCAUGUACUGUGAUAAGAUGUUUCACCGCAAGGACCAUCUUCGGAACCACCUGCAGACCCAUGACCCCAACAAAGAGGCUCUCCACUGUUCCGAGUGUGGUAAGAAUUACAAUACGAAGCUGGGCUACCGGCGCCAUCUGGCCAUGCAUGCCGCUAGCAGCGGUGACCUCAGCUGUAAGGUGUGCCUGCAGGCCUUUGAGAGUACCCAGGCCCUGCUAGAGCACCUGAAGGCCCACUCACGCCGGGUAGCAGGGGGUGCCAAGGAGAAGAAGCACCCCUGUGACCACUGUGACCGGCGGUUCUAUACUCGUAAGGAUGUGCGGCGGCACCUGGUGGUGCACACAGGCCGGAAAGACUUCCUGUGCCAGUACUGUGCCCAGCGGUUUGGCCGCAAGGACCACCUGACACGGCAUGUCAAGAAGAGCCACUCGCAGGAGUUGCUCAAGAUUAAGACAGAGCCAGUGGACAUGUUAGGCCUACUCAGCUGCAGCUCCACAGUCAGUGUGAAGGAAGAGCUGAGCCCUGUGCUGUGCAUGGCCUCUCGGGACAUGAUGGGGGCCAAGGCCUUCCCUAGUAUGUUACCCAUGGGCAUGUAUGGCGCCCACAUCCCUACCAUGCCCAGUGCGGGCAUGCCACACUCCCUGGUGCACAACACACUGCCCAUGGGUAUGAGCUACCCUCUGGAAUCCUCGCCUAUCUCUUCUCCAGCUCAGCUUCCUCCAAAAUACCAGCUUGGAUCUACCUCAUACUUGCCCGACAAAUUGCCCAAAGUGGAGGUGGAUAGUUUUCUGGCGGAGCUUCCUGGAAGCCUGUCUCUCUCAUCCGCUGAACCCCAGCCCGCCUCACCUCAGCCGGCGGCAGCUGCGGCCCUCCUAGAUGAAGCACUGCUCACCAAGAGCCCCGCCAACCUCUCUGAGGCCCUCUGCGCUGCUAAUGUGGACUUCUCCCACUUACUGGGCUUUCUUCCACUCAAUCUGCCCUCGUGUAACCCGCCUGGGGCCACAGGAGGCCUAGUCAUGGGCUAUUCCCAGGCUGAGGCACAACCCCUGCUCACCACAUUGCAAGCUCAGCCUCAAGAUUCCCCGGGAGCUGGGGGACCUCUGAACUUUGGGCCUCUGCACUCCUUGCCUCCUGUCUUCACCUCUGGCCUGAGCACCACCACCCUGCCUCGUUUCCACCAGGCAUUCCAGUAGCCCCCAAGGAGGCCCUCAGCUCAGUCUUGGAUUCUGUCAGAGCGCUUCAGUACCCAUCCCCUCUGCAUCCCCUAUAAAGGCAGCUGAGCUUUCAGAGCUGGAUUCAAACAGAAAAAAAAUCCAGUAUCUGUAUGGAGCACUUGGUUUGGGGGCUCAGGCUCCAGGAUCAGUUCUAGGAAGAGCCUUGAGCCCCAACCCCAUGAAAAGAUCGCAUAAUAUAGGACUUCAGGUAUUUUUAUUUUUAUUUUUUUGAUCUGAAUCGGGAGCCACACUUAGUCCUCUCUUUCUCCAAAAUGUCAGAACCUCCUUCUCUUUGGAGAAGGGGGAGACCUGUUGGAGACACAGAGGGUUUCACUUUGGAUGACCUCGAGAAAAAUAGCCGAAGAAGCCCGCCUUCUGGUCCCAUCCUGCAGACCCCACAGCAGUUGGUCAGGCCCUGAUGCAUAGGGUCACUUGGCUCUAUCACCUGCUUCCAACCAACAGGCAGGAGAGAGGGCCUCUAUUCCUCACUACUCCCAUCCCUCCUGUACCAGCACCUCCAUUUUCAGUCAGUGUUGUCCAGCAACGGUACUGUUUACAUAAUCGCUUCAGACACACCAUUUCACCUCCCUUGCCGAGCUGUUAGCCUUAGAAUGAUUGCAGUGAACAUUGUUUACACACCGUGAAUUCAUUCCCACCAGUCCAUUCCAGUUGGCACCAGCUGGAACCUUUCGGUACCUGGUGUUAACCGGAGCCCUGUUUACAAGGCGGAGUCGGGUCUCGCUGACUUCUCUUCACUUGAGGUCAUAUUUUUCCCCUGUGGGGAAAUAAACUGACUUUGGACUGCUUCAUUCUCGCCAUUUUCCAUCACUGUGUCUGUUCCUGCCUUCCUCAGCAGUGUCUGCAGGAGACAGGCAAGAAGAUUGGAGCAGUUUUCUCACAGGUCUGCAGUUCUGUUUUUCUCCAAGUAUACAUCAUGACCCCCCUCAUUCCCCUUUUGAACUGGGGAGGGGAAGAAAUGAAAGGCAUACCCACUUCCAUCACCUUCCCAUUCCCUAUACCCCACACUGAACAUCAUGAGCUUUUAUCAUGAGUCUUAGAAGGAGGGGCUUGGGUUCUAGGCUGGUGUGAAUUGCAAAGGAGAGGGUGUGAACUCCUCAGUUGUCUCUCUCCUACCUGUCCCUUUUCCAGGAAGUUGUGGAAUUGUAGCAAGAAGAGUUUUCAGAAAGUUGGGACUGGGCAGGUAGUUGAGUCCUAAUCUAUGGGUGCAUCAUUGCCUCCCACACCAAACUUUUCUUAACGACAGUGUCACUCUUCUCUCUUCCACUUUGCAGUUUCCUUGGACUCAGGGCCACUGUACAUAGGCUUUUCUGCUUUCCAUCAAAGAACUUCCACCUCCCUCUUGUGGCCCCCCUCAGUUUUGCCCCCAGUACUCAGCAAGGUUACGUGCAACAAAUGAUUAGUUCUGACUUGUGGGGCUCUGCCAUGGACAGCACAGCCCCUGCCCAGUUGAACCCCAUCCCUGCUUCAUCUCAGUUCUGCAUGGGUACUCUUCCCACUCAUGGAAGGGAGGUAGCUCAGGGACCACCAAUGUGGGACCCUCUUGAGAUACCUCCACUCUGAUUCAGAAACACACUUCUACCUCUUUACUGUUAACUCCUCAGAUGCAGCCAGCAGUUUCUGGGCACUUCUCACGGCGGGUGCCUCAUGCUGGCUCCUCCACUAGGGUUUCAGGACAGACUACCAAGGAACUGCCUCAGCCUCCUCUCAAUCCUCCUCCUCCUCCCCUUUGGUCAGAAACUGAGCAGGUCCAAGACCCAGGCUUCUGUACUUCAGCCCAGGCCAGUACUCUUUGUUUGAGGUGAAAGCCUUAAAAUGUAGCUCCCUUGCCCUUGAUUGGAAGCAAUGUGGAGCAAAUAAGCAUGUUUUGAUUUAGGCACGGUAGCUGGGGAUACUUUUAAAAAAUAAAACCAGAUAUAAAAAUGUCUGGCAAGGUUAGAAUCAGACUAGAUGAUUUGCUUCUAAAAAUUAGUUUCAGUGAGUCCCAGGGACUGAUUAAGGUUUAUUUUUAAAAGCGUCCACCUUGGUACGCAGCCACCUCCUGCAUGCUGUGCAUGUUAUUGGGACUCGUAUUACAGGAAAUGGUUAUGUGAGGAUCCAAGCAGGACUCAGUGCUGCCAUUCUCCUUGUCUCUGGUCUUCAUCACUAGACCCAGCAACCCUUCACCCUCUCCCCACCCUCCCUGGCACCCUUUGUUUACAGAGGCAAAUGGGUCUCUGGCCACAGAAUAUAGUCUCAGGUUGUUAGAGGAGACCCCUCCUUUCUGCCUGCUUUUUCCAGUCUUCUUCCUUGAAUCCUCCCCCAUUAGUGAUGCUGGGAAACUCAUAGGACAGGCAAAGCAACUAUUUAAAACCUUGUAAUUUGAGCCUUGCCCCUUUUCCCCUCUCCUUUUCCUUCCAUCCUGCUCCCUUCCGUCUUCCUUCAGUGCCCUCACCACCCAUAAGGAAUUUCCCUGUCACUGUGAACUUUGCAGGUGCAGAGGAACAUCUGCCUUUACCUUUUUUUUUUUUUUGCCAUAGCCACCCAGCUGUUUCUUAAACCUCCCUUUCCAUAGUUAAAAAAAAAGAAGAAAAAAAAAGCCUUAUUGGCCUGCUUGUUCAAAAGAUAAGAAUAGCUUUAUCCUACACUCGUACCAAACCCACGUCAGUACCCUUACUAAGGCCAUGAAAGCCUGAGGGCCAUCUACCCAGGACAGGAACCAUGGCAUGUGGCAGAGACCAAACAGGGACCAGGAAAAGGGUAAUGUCCCCUUUCCCCACCAUCUCUAACUUCUGUCCGUGAUGAGCUGCCCUGAAUGGGGGCAGCACCUCCUGCCCUGCACAGUAGCUGGUCACCAUUGAGUGUAGUCCUGGGGGCCAGAGGAUGACAUGCCCAGCUCUGUGAGCACAAAGGAUCUGUGCACAUCUUAAAGAGGUGAGAGCUAGGGAAUGGAGCACCAAUGAGUUUUUCCCCCUAGCCUUUUACAAAUGGCAUAUUGUUAAUGGAAAUCCGGGACGCAGGUGUGAUUACUUUUUUGCUCAUAGAUAUUGUCCUAAGUUGAAAUUCUCCCACUACCCUAACUUUCCCCUAGUAGCCCUUUAAAUCCCCCCUUCCUUCUUUUUGGUAGUUUUUUUCCCAUCCCUUUCUCCACCUUCCCUCUUAUCUAGGAGCUGUUUGUAAGCACGAUUUUUUUUUUAACAGUUUAUAUUGUACAGGAUCAAUAUUUUGCUUUUAACAAGGAUAUUUAUGUAAUAAACUUUGCCUUAGGCAGGUGUUGGCCAGAAAAAUCCAGGUUCCUCUGGGACCCAACCCUGGCCUCUCCUGGAGCUCUGAACCUGCUGUGGAAGGAAUUGGCUGUGACCUUCACCACUGGAGAGUGGAGUCUGUGGCUAGGGAAAAGGGUGUUCUGGUUCUGACAGGAGAAGGAUUCACCAUGAUAACCUAGUGCCUCUGUGAAGGGGUUUGGAAGAAAUAUUCCAGUCUGAUUUCUUCGGAUGUAAGCUGAUUUUCUUAGCUGAUUCUCCCCAUAUGCACAUCUCCACCUCUGAAUAUUUGGCACUAGAACUGCCACACCGCUUCUCCUCAUACACCUCCCUCCCUCCCAGUGGUCAAGGCUUUGGAGCCACUCUUUCGUAACGCCAGAUUAUUUAAAGAGAAAAAUACAAGACAAAAACCUUCUAGCACUUUGUAAACACAGUGAAUAACCUCUUGGAGUAUUUUUGGCUUUAUAUAAAACAAGGUUUUUAAUUGUAAAAUAUAAGUGCCAUUAGAAAAUGCACAGGGCAUAUCUUUGUUAAAGUAGAUUUUUCAAUGUUUUACAGAAUUACAUUUUCCAAAAAAAAGUUUUUAUAAUGAAGUUGUUUAUUAAAAACUUCUGAAUGAUG
Molecule: messenger RNA, 7567 nt
Organism: Miniopterus natalensis
Lineage: Eukaryota; Metazoa; Chordata; Mammalia; Chiroptera; Miniopteridae
Source: RefSeq, a predicted model, not a curated record